AUGAUCAAGGUUAGAGUAGAAUUUCUUGGUGGACUGGACGUUGUGUUUUCCAAGCAACGCGUACACGAUUUAACUAUUGAUGCUGAAGAACUUAGUAUGCAAGGAUUAAUCGAUUAUAUUGUUCAAAAUUUAAUUACUAAUAAGAACGACGUCGAUGUCUUCUUAGAAGAUGAUAAUAUUAGACCUGGUAUAAUUACGUUGAUCAACGAUACUGAUUGGGAAUUAGAAGGUGAAAUGGAAUACGAAGUUUGUGAUGGUGAUGUUAUUUCAUUUACAUCUACUUUACAUGGAGGUUAA
Molecule: messenger RNA, 297 nt
Organism: Kazachstania africana CBS 2517
Lineage: Eukaryota; Fungi; Ascomycota; Saccharomycetes; Saccharomycetales; Saccharomycetaceae
Gene: URM1
Product: ubiquitin-related modifier URM1
Exons: 1
Coding region: 1-297 (98 amino acids)
Biological process (GO): protein urmylation; tRNA thio-modification
Cellular component (GO): cytoplasm; nucleus
Molecular function (GO): protein tag activity
Source: RefSeq, a predicted model, not a curated record